AGAAAGGGUAGAGAAGACAAGAUGGCGGAGUGAGUGGGUAGUGCUUUGUACAGUCGGUGGCGACCCUCGAAGUUUGUCGAAAACGAGUCAAAAAGGACUGAAAAGAUUGAAAAAGCAACAAUACCGCCGGAAGUGAAAUUGAAAAGGCAGCGUUUGCCCCUCAGCACCGAGGAGGUCCGGAGAUUUUUUCCGCGGCGGUCCUUGCGACAGCGUUAGCUUGAUGCUAACGUUAGCGAACGUUCGAUUCCACUAGCUGCUGCUUCGAGGUAGCUGGGUGGUUGUUGAAGGCCGUAAGCUUGUUCGGAUUUAGUUUUGGAUGUAUAUACUUAGAUAUCGAUACAUUUCGUGUGUUUCAGAGGUUUUAUUUUAACGCAGAUCAUUUCUAGUCAGCCUAUGAAUAAAAGGAAUAACGCCAGGAGAAAUCUAUUUUCCAACUUGCCUCUUCCGUUCGUUGUAAGUAAUAGUAUUUGGAGUAACAGCUAGUUCAUAAUUACUUUCAUCAACACUAAGUGGACAUCCAAGACCCUGUAUGUUCUGCUGACAAUCGGGCCAGACUGCCGCACAGAAUUUCCUAAAGUGAAUCGGGUGGAUAUUGUCAUUUGGUGGAUAUUAUGGCGAGCAGCAGUGGCUCCAAAGCCGAAUUCAUAGUCGGUGGAAAAUACAAGCUUGUCAGAAAAAUUGGAUCGGGAUCUUUCGGCGACAUAUAUCUGGCCAUCAACAUCACAAAUGGAGAGGAGGUAGCCGUAAAACUGGAGUCACAGAAAGCCAGACAUCCACAGUUGUUAUACGAAAGCAAGCUGUACAAAAUCCUACAAGGUGGUGUCGGAAUCCCACACAUCAGGUGGUAUGGCCAAGAGAAGGACUACAAUGUCCUAGUCAUGGACCUGCUUGGACCCAGUCUGGAGGAUCUGUUCAACUUCUGCUCUCGUCGCUUCACCAUGAAAACGGUCCUCAUGCUGGCAGACCAGAUGAUCAGCAGAAUUGAGUAUGUACACACAAAGAACUUCAUCCACAGAGACAUCAAACCAGACAACUUUCUCAUGGGCAUCGGCCGUCAUUGUAAUAAGUGUUUAGACUCGUCAGUGGGGAAGAGGAAAAGAAGCUUGGCUGUUAGCUCUUCUCAGGACCCAUCUUUCUCAGGAUUAAACCAGUUGUUCCUUAUUGACUUUGGUUUGGCGAAGAAGUACCGAGACAACCGAACACGACAGCACAUCCCCUACAGAGAAGACAAGAACCUGACUGGCACAGCACGCUAUGCCUCCAUCAAUGCACACCUGGGCAUUGAACAGAGUCGCCGUGAUGACAUGGAGUCACUAGGCUAUGUGCUGAUGUACUUCAACAGAACUAGUCUGCCUUGGCAGGGAUUAAAGGCUGCCACAAAGAAGCAGAAGUAUGAGAAGAUCUCAGAGAAGAAGAUGUCCACCCCUGUUGAGGUCCUCUGUAAGGGUUUCCCAGCAGAAUUUGCCAUGUAUCUGAACUACUGCCGUGGCUUGCGCUUUGAGGAGGCUCCAGACUACAUGUACCUGCGCCAACUGUUCCGCAUCCUCUUCAGGACUCUGAACCACCAGUAUGACUACACAUUUGACUGGACCAUGCUGAAACAGAAAGCAGCCCAGCAGGGGGCCUCCUCCGGGGGCCAGGGCCAGCAGGCACAAACCCCCACAGGCAAGCAAACUGACAAACCCAAGCCUAACAUGAAAGGUUUCUGAGUGCUCUCUGCCCAGAGCAGAGCUGCAGGAGCGUUGGUGACCAGGACCAACACGUCUCUCUCUUCCUGGACAAGCGACAAACAGAAAGUCUGUGUCUGUCCUUCCAUAAUAACUAUCUAUGUAAUGGAAAUGUAUAGAUUUACACAUGCGUUUGUCAGCUGUGUUAUCUAUAUAUUCAUAUGUAUAUAUAAUAAAACUCUCCACUCCAAAAAGAAAAAGCAGGUUUUUUUGGAUGUGGAGGCUGUAGCCCCCUGCCCCAUCCUAGACACCACUCACCCCCCCUCCCCCACCCAUCCAUCCAUCCCUCCGUCUGUCCUCCUUUCAGUGUUGACUUUUUGUAAGGUUUCUUUGGAAACUGAAGUUAAGAAGAUAGUCAGCUGACCCUCUUUUUUUUUUUUUUUUCCUCCUCUCCCAGUGGAAACAUCUCAGCAUCUCUUCCCCUCUUCACUCCUUAAUUAUUUCACUCCCUCCUUUUACCAAGCAAAUGUUUAAACAUGUAAACCUGAGAACUGUUCUCCCUUUUUCUUUCUGAAAUAAUUGAAUGAUGCAACCCUGGAUGUUAUUUACUAAAAAAAAAAAAAAUCAAAAAUGUUUUUUUUUUUCUUGUUUUCUUUUUGUUUUCCUAUGGUGAUUAGGAGUUUGCCUGUUGACAAUAUAAGCAGCUGAUGGCAACAGUCAAUGGUAGAAUGAUACUCUGGCUCUCUCCCUCUUUCUUUAGAGCUCUGAAUUAUUAUUAAAUCUGUUGUAAAACCUAUGGUCUUCUCCAAUAAAAACAUUACAUUACUCAGA
Toxotes jaculatrix (banded archerfish) is the source of this 2498-nucleotide messenger RNA. It is a transcript of the gene csnk1a1, whose product is annotated as casein kinase 1, alpha 1. The record is from RefSeq and is a predicted model, not a curated record. Bases 612 to 1709 code for a protein of 365 amino acids. Gene Ontology annotation, cellular component: cytoplasm; nucleus. Gene Ontology annotation, biological process: signal transduction; negative regulation of canonical Wnt signaling pathway; peptidyl-serine phosphorylation. The transcript has 11 exons. Gene Ontology annotation, molecular function: protein serine/threonine kinase activity; ATP binding. NCBI's taxonomy places the organism in Eukaryota, Metazoa, Chordata, Actinopteri, Toxotidae.